UCCUCCGGGGUUGAUUGGAGGGAGGCGCGCCUUGCGCUCUGAGAUUGGGCAAAGGAAGAGGAACCCGGAAGUGUGGUUCUGUGUGAAGCCUCCACGUGGGUAGCGGCUAGCGAAACAGAGACCGGAGAAGUCCCAAGAAUGGAGUCAGCCCAGGUAGCAGCUGCUGGUGCUGGGGAAGAAGAAGAAGCGGCGGCGACGGUGAAGAAGCGGCCCCGGCGAUAUUGGGAGAGCGAUGCCAGCAAACCUGGGACAGAGCAGGCUGGUCCUGCAGAGACCAUCCCGCAGGAUGGGAGACCCCUGCAGAAGAAGGGGGCAGACCCUGACCACACGUUCAGGAUCUCGGGGAAGGUGGAUCCGUUUCCUGGGGCUGCCACCGUCUGCCACGAAAAGGUGAAGAAGUUCCAGCGCGGAACCAAACUCCAGCUGGGGAAGGUGUCAAACAAACGGCUGAAGCACCAGCUGGCUGCGCAGGAGGAGAAGGCGGAGAUGGCGGCCAGGGAGGCGGCACGGUUGGAGCUGCUGCUGCUAGAGGAGCCUGGGUUUCUGGAAGGGGAGCCUGGAGAAGACACCUGCACCAUCGCCCAGGCAGACAUUGCUGAUGCUGUCGACCUUGCUGCCGGCGCAAAGCAUUUUGAACUCCGGUUGAACCAGUUUGGUCCCUACAGAAUCAACUAUACACGCAAUGGCAGGCAUCUCCUCCUGGGAGGGCGUCGGGGCCACGUGGCAGCUCUCGACUGGCACACAAAAGCCUUGAUGUGUGAGAUCAACGUUAUGGAGUCCAUCACUGACCUUGCGUGGCUACACACAGAAACCAUGUUCGCCGUGGCUCAGCGCAAGUGGCUGUACGUCUACGACAACCAAGGGGUGGAGCUGAACUGCUUGAAGCGCUUCCACGCCGUCCAGAGGAUGGAGUUCCUCCCAUACCACUUCCUGCUGGCCACAGUGAGUGAGACGGGCUUCCUGCAGUACUUGGAUAUAUCUGUGGGGAAGGAAGUGGCCACCAUUUGCACCAAAGGGGGGCGCCUUGCCGUCAUGGCCCAGAACCCCUCCAAUGCCAUCGUCCACCUGGGGCACAGCAACGGCACGGUGACGCUGUGGAGCCCCAACGUCAAGGAGCCGCUGGUCCGGAUGCUGUGCCAUCACGGGGCCGUGAGAGCCGUGGCCGUCGAGGGCUCCGGGACCUACAUGGCGACUUCGGGGCUGGACCGGAAGCUCCACAUCUAUGACCUGCGCUCCUAUCGGCGCCUCCACUCCCUGCUGCUGCCCACCGGGGCCGGGCAUCUCGACUUCAGCCAGAGAGGGCUCCUUGGGGCUGCCUGUCAGGAGGUUGUCCAGGUGUACAAGGAUAUCACAGUCUGCCCGCCCUCCAAGCCUUACCUGUGCCACGGGCUGCCUCGCCCUGCCCACAGCCUGCGUUUUUGCCCCUUUGAAGAUGUGUUGGGGGUCGGCCAUGAAGAGGGCUUUGCCAGCCUGCUUGUGCCAGGAGCCGGGGAGCCCAACUUUGAUGCCCUGGAGAGCAACCCCUUCCGAAGCCGGAAGCAGCGGCAGGAGUGGGAGGUCAAAGCCCUGCUUGAGAAGAUCCCAUCAGAACUGAUUUCGCUUGACCCUGGGCAACUGGGCACGGUUGACACCAUCAGCAUGGAGCAGCAGCGCAAGGAGCGGGCGGAGAGGCUGGGCUAUGACCCCCAGGCUAAGGAAAAGUUCUCUCCCCGGAGACGGCUGAAGGGGCGGGACUCAGCUGGCAGCCGGCUGAAGCGCAAGAAAAAGGUGGCCGCAGAGGAACAGCGGAGUGCAAUUCAGAAGAGCAUUGCUGAGAAGACGGAGGCCCAGAAGCAGCAGAAGGCAGCUUCCGAAACGGCAGCACCCCCAGCCUGGAGGUCAGCAUUGGAUCGGUUCCAGAAGUAGCUGUUGGGUUGGCAAAUGCAAGAGCUCCCCCCUGUGGGGGCAAAAGGUGCCCCAGAGGAGCUUGCCCAGGGCUGGACUUGUUGGCAUUCCCUCAGGGGUAGGCGGAGCUGAAGCAGGGGUGCAUGCGAGAUGCCCAGCCUGUGUUCACCAUUUGUAUUAAAGUACCUUUUUCCUUUC
Molecule: messenger RNA, 2082 nt
Organism: Hemicordylus capensis (graceful crag lizard)
Lineage: Eukaryota; Metazoa; Chordata; Lepidosauria; Squamata; Cordylidae
Gene: WDR46
Product: WD repeat domain 46
Exons: 16
Coding region: 139-1905 (588 amino acids)
Biological process (GO): maturation of SSU-rRNA from tricistronic rRNA transcript (SSU-rRNA, 5.8S rRNA, LSU-rRNA)
Cellular component (GO): 90S preribosome; nucleolus; small-subunit processome
Molecular function (GO): protein binding
Source: RefSeq, a predicted model, not a curated record